CUAGUUCUACUGGGAAGAUGGCGGGUGAAACUGGUUGAGUUUUUGCGGUUCACCAAAUAUGAGUUUUAUGUCAAUAACCGAGACACGUCGCUGCUGUUGAUUGUGCAGAAGGCUCGGAUGUGUUGAAGUGUCGCGCGCGAGGAGGAGAUGUCUACCGAAGUCCUCAGACCCGGGCCGGUUGCCUGUGGAGGCAGAAAGCUGGGUGAGCUGAUCGGGAAGCUCCAUGAGUACUUGGCAGUAGCCACGGAAGACCAGACUGAACCUACUUUACCCGGACACUGGAAUGGAACCAUGGCCAAAGAAUACUUGGAGCAGCAGGCUCACGCCCAGUCCAGUGGCCCCUCAGAAGUGGGAAUGUUGUCAUCAUCUCGUUCAAGAAGGAAACCAGCUGUUGUCACCAAGCACAGCGGGAUGAACGAGUCAGACACUUCGUCUGAGAGUGGAGCAGAAGAUGGACUGUCUGUCCACUCCAGCGAAACAGACACCAACUUCCUACCCAAAGGAACUGUGUUUGUGCUGCCGGAGCCGGUGGGUAAUGAAGCACGUGAUGAUUUCCGUGGUCCAGAAUUCCGCAGCAGGCGCAUUUACAGGGACAGUGGCGACAGACGCAGAGGAGGAUAUGAGAUGGAGAGGGUAAACUGCACAGCGUGUGGUCAGCAGGUGAAUCAUUUCCAGCGUGACUCAGUCUACAUGCAUCCUAUGCUCAAAGUCCUCAUCUGCAAGAGUUGUUUUAAGUAUUAUAUGAGUGAUGACAUCAGCAAAGAUUCAGAAGGGAUGGACGAGCAAUGCAGGUGGUGUGCAGAGGGAGGCAGUCUGAUUGGCUGUGAUUACUGCAGUAAUGCCUUCUGUAAGAAAUGUGUUCUGCGUAACCUGGGGAGGAAGGAGUUGUCCACAAUCCUGGAGGAGGAGAGGAAGUGGUACUGUUAUGUGUGCAGUCCCGAGCCAUUGGUGGAGCUGGUUUUGGCCUGCGAUUCCGUUCUAGAGAGUCUAGAGCAGGCUCAGAAACGAGCCUCCCGUACUGAGCCGAACUCGGUCCGGGGGAAGGCUAAUAAAGGUGGACGUGGUGCGGCCUAUUUGAUGGGGACAGGAGGUGGGCCAGAGCCCACUGCAGGCCUUUACCAGCAAAUGCAGCGGUUUGUAGAUCUUUCCACAGCUCUGAGCUAUUCCUUCAAGGAAGUCGUUCAAAGUGAAAGAGAGGAACGAGGAAACCAAGAAGAGAGAAUUGGGCAGCUAAGGAUGUUCCGCACUGUGCUGGAUGAUCUGCAAGCUGCCAACAGUGCAUUACAGGAAUCCCUAGACCAUGAGCUAACUGGGUUCAAACGUGCCUGUGGAGUUGAUAGGCAUAAGCCAAAAGGAAAAGGAAGACAGAAAAGGGGAAUGUCAUCACAGAGCCCAGGACUCACUAAAAAGCUGGUGGUUAAACUCACUCCUGUACCGGUUAGUCCACAACCCAUCAGCAGUGCGUGUCUGUCCAUUCAUUCAUCACCUGACAGACAAAAGAUAAAGAGAGGAGUGACAGAUGGAGCACAGGAACAAAGAGGGACAGUGGUGGAGAUAGAAAAGGGGAUGGAAACAGAGGGAAUGGCUGAGAGAGGAGAAGAUGUGGAAAAUUAUUGUGUUAAUGACGAGGAGGAAGAGGAAGAUGAUGAUGAGGAGGAGAAAGAGGACCAGACUGAGCAAAAAGGUUUGUCUUUAUCAGAGGAGAAUAAACGUUCUCCACGUGUGAAAACCACACCACGUCGGCGGCUGACGAACCCCAGCACCACAGCUGAGCACGCUGGUUUAGCUGAGGAUGACUCUGAUUCUGACGAGGUGCCUGAAGUGCUGCUCCAGAGCGCUGCUGCCAUGACAAACAGUGAAGACUCUUCCUCACUGUUUGCCAUGGCAGGUAGCAGUUGGGAUGGGGAUGAAGUAAGCCAGCAUGUCAGAAAGCAGUGUCUCUUUGGACUGGUAAAAACCACACCUCCGGACAGAGGCUCUCGUAAGCGGAAUCUCAAAGAGAGGUCUUCAUCAUCCUCAUCAUCCUCUUCUGCGUCUUCAACGAGGGGCUCCCAGGACCAGGGGUCAAUGGUCAGAAUGACCAGGGGAAGAGCCCACAAAGUUGCCAGGAUGUCGGGACCGAGUGGGAGUUCAUCGAGUGAGGUGGGAGGACAGGAACUGGAGAGUGGGCAGAGCAGUGACUCUGACGAUCAGAGGAUCAAACCGCUGACAGAGGGCGUCACAUUGCUGGGCUCUGGAAAUUUCCAGCAGUCUUCUGGUGAUGAGAUGGACAUCCAGCCGGGGCCGUCUUUAUCCGUGGAGGACGAUGAUUUAGAAAAUAGAAUUGCGAGGCAGAUUCUGCUGGCUCAGAUCAGAGCUAAUCUCUCCUCUGCUUCUGAGCCCGACGCCAGCUCCAAUGAGCAAUCAGAGAGCAUGAGAGAAGAGCACAACAUCACAGACAACAGAAGAGGAAGUUUCUCUGAAGCUAACGAUGGCUCAGAUUGCAGUGGGUCACAGUCAGGGUCAUGGCACCAGUACCGAUUCCUGCGACAUGGUCUUACGUUAUCAGAGAGCAGAAACAAUGUUACUGGUGAGUCAUAAGUAUGUAAAAUCUCAAAGUUCAUUGAUUAUAUGUAUUUAUGUAAUUUUUUUACUCUUCAAAUAAUAGUACCUAUGUGAUGAUUCUACUGUUUUGUAUUUAUCGCAGUGAUGAAACGAGCGUAUCGAGCAGCAUGUAUGAUGAGUGUGAGGAAAUGGGGUAAAGCUCAUUUCAUCACAGUUUAUUAAUCAACUGCAAUGUGCCCUGGACAUUAUACACUCACAAAAUAACUAAUUUUCAAUUGCUACCUACUAAUAAGCCUAAAUAAGAGAGGAUUAUUUUUUAAGACUAUUUAUUUUGUAGGUCCCAGUAGCCAACUCAUAAUGAUGAGUUUCAUUGCACACACCUGACAAGAACACCACUGCUAAUGUGUGUGUUUGUAUAUCCUUUUACACCAUAGGUGUUUUUUUUUAUUUUGGGGGAUAUAAUGUUGAGAAUUAUGUCUCUCCAACCACAGAGGAGCAUUUGGGGGGGCACUCCUUUAGGGCGGAGGCAGAUCAGACCGCUUCUGGAGGUGGAUCAGCUGGCCCAGGAGACACAGAGGGCUGUGAAAGAAGAGGAGAUUAGCAGAGAGAGAAAAGCAGAGAUUGGAAAUUGAGAGGAGAGAACAAGAAGACGCAGACUCAGGAGGGAAAAGAGGUACAGCUUCCUCCUGUUUUCACAGGUCUGGGUGCAGGUUUGGCGAUCGAUUCUGUAAAGCUGAGUGAUUUUGAAUGGAGAGAGGCAACAAGUGAAGGUUUAGUGGGUGAUGGAGAGAGAAAUACUGAUCCAGUCUCCUUGGUCAGCGGGUCCAAUCAAAAUCCACAAAAUCCAGAUGUCACAAACACAGCCACAGUGGAAAUUUCUGGAUUUGAUGUGGGUAAUGGGCCAUCUGCCGACUGGUAUCUGCCAUUUGUAACAGCGGCUGAUGCCAAAGUGCUGGAGCAUUCUGGGAAAUUGCAGUAGCUACUUGAUAUUUUACGCUGAGCAGAGGAACUACAGGAAAAAGUGUUAGUGUUUAUCCAGUCUCUGAUAUCGCUUGACCUUAAUGAGAGUUUCCUCGUGUAUGCAGAUGAGACCAGGGGGGAUAGAUGUUGUCUACAUAAAGAGGAUGGUUAUUUCUGAUCUCCACUCACGCGGGGUCUCUGGGAAUCAACCUGGUUGAGGUGUUUGACGCUUGCUGGAAUCCGUCAUAUGCUCAUCCAGAGCAUCUUCAGAGUCUAUCGCUUUGGGCAGAAAAAAACUGUAUGUGUGUACCAUUUUCUAGCCCAGGUAUACAAACGACAGAUACUUGGGAGGAACUGAGAAGUCAAUUGUCAUUGUUAACCUAUUCAGGAAGAUUUUACUAUUGAGUAAAUAAUGCCUUAAUUUUUUUUUGUUGAAGUUUUUAUUUUGUUUUUUCACAUACAUUUUUAUAGCUUUAACAAAUACUAUAUGGGAAGCUAUAAUCUUGCGUUUUUAAUAUGGCUGUUUGUUUUGUUUUGUUUUUUUGGGGCCGUAUGGAAUGAUGGAAAAGAAAAUUUAUGAGUGGCAAGUUGCUAAACAGUCUCUGUCUUAUGUUCUGGACCAGUCCAUAUAGUAAGUUAUCAUGAACACAACUCAUUGUUAGACCACUAGGAAGAAGAGGAGCUGAGCAAGGAAGAGCACAGAACAGCCUGGGAUGAAUAUCGUGCAGAAAAGAAGGUACAAACUGUAAAUUUCAGGUCAGUGGAUUUAAACUGUGGUAUGGAGCGCCCUCAGGUGGUACACAUCACAAACCAGACAAUUUACACUUAACUUCACUAAUAAACUAAUAUAAAUAAUGUUUAUUUAUACACCAGGGGUUCUCAACUCUGACCCUCAGGUCCGAACUCCUGCAGAGUUUAGCUCCAACCUUGAUCAAACUCACCUGCCUAUAACUUUCUAGUGAUUCUGAAGACCUUGAUUAGCUUGUUCAGGCGUUUUUGAUUAGAGUUGGAGCUAAACUGCAGGAAAGUGGACCUCAAGGGCCAGAGUUGAGAACCCCAGUUAUACACUAAAUAAACGUGUGUGGCACGAUGCGAAACACUGUAAAGUCACAGAGCGGAGUGCAGCGGUGCCAAUGCUCUGCUGAUUUCAUAAGGAUUUAAACACUGGCAUUAAUAUCAGCAAUUUUUUUAAUCAACAAUUAAUCAAAAAUUUUUUUGGGGUGGGAGCUUCAUGGAACGGGUUUCCAUGGCCAUGCAGCUGCAUGUAAGCCCCACAUCACUAAGUACAAUGCCAAGUGUUGGGUGGAGUGGUGUAAAGCCCAACGCCACUGGACCACUGAACAGUGGAAAUGUUUUCUGUGCAAUGACAAAUUAUGCUUCUCUGCUUGGCAGAUGCUAGGAGAAUGUUACCUGCCUGACUGCAUUGCCAAAUGUAAAGUUUGGUAGAGGAUGGAAAAUAGUAUAUGGGGCUGUUUUUCGGGGAUUUAGUUAGGCUGCUUACUUCCAGAGAAAAUCUUAAUUAUUCAGCAUACCAAGACAUUUUGGACAAUGCAGUGCUUCCAACUUUGUGGGAAUAGUUUCUAUUCCAGCAUGACACUUUCAACCUAUCUCUUUCAGGCCUCUGUACAGAACUCCAAUUAACCCACCCACCGAAACCUCAACCAAGCACUACAGUUCAUUCACCUUCAGCAGGCCCUGGCUUCUCGAAACUGUGUUCCUUCAGGAACUUCAUUACCUGUAAGACAAGGCAUUGCCGAACGUUCUGCUGCUGGAGCCACUUAUAACAACUUCAACAUCACAUUUCGGUUGGAGCAACCUAAUGCGGUUUUCUCCAUUUCAGAAACAAACACAUAACCCAAUCCCCCUCAUGGUUUGUGUUUGAUUUGAUUGCUCUCAAUAUUACCAAUAUGAAUGUAGUUUUAACUGAAUGGACUCACAAGAUGAUGCUCAGGCACACAUUUUAAGACCUCAAAGCAAACUGCUGUUGUCAGAAAUAUGAACCUUAAAACAACACUAAUUCCUUACUUUACUGAGCGGCCCUUUGGCAUUUCUAGCUACCUGAAUACCUUCUAGCUAUAUAUA
Carassius gibelio (silver crucian carp) is the source of this 5586-nucleotide messenger RNA. RefSeq names its product transcriptional regulator ATRX-like. The transcript has 19 exons. The record is from RefSeq and is a predicted model, not a curated record. The coding region runs from base 148 to 2580 and encodes 810 amino acids. Lineage: Eukaryota; Metazoa; Chordata; Actinopteri; Cypriniformes; Cyprinidae.